Molecule: messenger RNA, 1312 nt
Organism: Doryrhamphus excisus (bluestripe pipefish)
Lineage: Eukaryota; Metazoa; Chordata; Actinopteri; Syngnathiformes; Syngnathidae
Gene: ppp1r3c2a
Product: protein phosphatase 1 regulatory subunit 3C2, duplicate a
Biological process (GO): regulation of glycogen biosynthetic process
Cellular component (GO): protein phosphatase type 1 complex
Molecular function (GO): glycogen binding; protein phosphatase 1 binding
Source: RefSeq, a predicted model, not a curated record
ACUCCUCACACAAGCUCAAGCUCAUAGAUUGUCCUUGCGGCUGCCUUUUGCUGGAACUCAUUGGAUGACAAUGUGGCUAAUGUCUUGGUGGAGUUUUCUUAUUGGACACUGAUUUCGGUUGCUGGAUGACUGGGAACUGACAGAAUCCCACUGGCAGGAUUACAACCACAGUUUGGAAAUGAACUGCACAAGAGUUCUACAAGCAUUCGGCAGUCACCCUCAACCCACCGGGCUACCAGUUGACCUCGUUGUGUGCCUGAGCCAACGUCGUCCACUUUUCCAUCUCCUAUCCAUGAAACCUACUUUCUGUCAUUAUGAGCCGCCUGACGGUCCACAGAGAACCAGCUUCCACUCUUCCCGUCAAUCCCUUUGUCUCUCGUCUUCUCCGAUGUCCUCAGAACGUCGGAGUUGUCUCCAGAGGAAUGGCAGCAACCUCAACAAGAAGCGUGUGGUGUUCGCAGACGCCAAGGGGCUGGCGCUAACCGCGGUGCGUCUAUUUGUGCCUGAUAGCUUCUCCCUCGCUUCUACGCCACCGAUGGAUGUCUCCUCAACUAAACAUCCAGGCUCAAACAAACCACACCGCCAUAAGUAUCGCCUGGGAUUCCCUCAACCGACUCUGGACUUGAAAGCCUUCUUGUCACGCCUCCGAGAGACAUAUGUGCAGUUGGAAAGCUGCAACAUUUCUGAGCACUCCCUCAGCGGCAAAGUGCACAUCUUCCAUGGCAGCACUGACAAGGCUGUUUACGUAAGGGUGACCUUUGACUCCUGGUGGCACCAUUAUGACAUCCCAUGCGUCUUCCUGCAACAGCAGCGUUGUUGUGGUACUGAUGUGGAUGUUUUUGCUUUUGAUUUGAGCUUACCUCUGAACGUAGAUCCAGUAGGGGGGGUCGAGUUCUGUGUGUCCUUCAGGCCUGGAGGCAGCACAUCAACACACUGGGACAACAACAGAGGUCAGAAUUACAAAGUGCACGUGGAAAUGGACGCUGGAGAAGAUUACCGUAAUACUCCCAUACAGCGGCCACCAUAUUACAGAUCUGUACAGAACUCCGCUGAUCUCGGCAUAUUCAGAACAGGUUCACAUUUUGACUCUGGGUGGGUUGGAAAACAUUGUCCCACUUCCUUCCACAGACCUACAAGGAAAUGAAAAUAAACAGUUGUGAGCAAUAAUACUUAUUUUGUGAACGGUUAGCGAGGAAAAUGUCCAACUUCUGUGAUAGAAACCCUGCUGAAAUGUGAAUAAUAAAAAAACAGAGCAGCAUUGAAUGGGCCCUUCAAUUGGUGGGCACAAAGGACCCAGGACUCCAUGGAGGUU